GAAAAGCAUUCCUAGCAAUGGCUGUGUGGAAUUUUCCUGCAGAAAAUGGAGCAGGAAGUGGAGAGCAAGGAUCUCCUCACUGCUGUUGACUAAACAUAUGCUAUCCAUAUGUUGGAUGCAUCAGCUAGCUGGGGAAAGGAAAAGCUGCAAUUGCUUCAGCUUGCUUUUUGUGCUAUCCAGAAUGAGCACACUGUCAUGGGUGCUAAAUUAAAGAAGAAGAAACACGAAGAGAGAGGCAGUCAUGCAGGGAUGAAUCCAUUCCGGAAGUGAUAGUGAUAAUUCAAGAAAUUUUUAGUGAUGGCUUCAGGCUUCACUUCCCAGACCUUUGUUCUUCCAAGCAAAGUUUAUUCUUUCACAUGAUGGACUCUGUUAAACAUACACACACAAAGUUCUUGUAUAACUAACCUGAACCUUCGCCUUUAAAUGCUCUGCCAAAUCCUUUACAAGCCCCCUUUCUCUUGAGGGAGAAGAUACAUUAUACUCAGUAAUGGAGCAAAACAACAACAAUGUAGAAGAUUUCUCUUUGAAUGUCUUUUCUGUCACUCCUUGUCAGCCAAACAGAUCUGAUGCCCUGGUGUCAGAUGGGGAUAAAGCUGGCACCACUCUGCUCUUUUCAGGUGUGUUUUUGGGACUGGUGGGGAUCACUUUCACUGUGAUGGGAUGGAUAAAAUAUGAUGGCAUUACUCACCUGGAGUGGACUCAGUUACUAGGGCCUAUUCUGCUGUCUGUCGGGGUGACUUUUAUUCUGAUUGCUGUUUGUAAAUUUAACAUGCUUACAUGCAAGCCCUGUAAAGAAAGAGAGGAAAAUGCAUCAGAACUUGACCAGACCGCAAGCAGACAGUCCUUUGUCUUCACCGGCAUUAACCAGCCUAUAACUUUCCAUGGUGCCACAGUGGUACAGUACAUCCCUCCGCCGUACCCAUCCCAGGAAGGCACUGCUGUGAGUCCCAGCUACCUUCACCCGGUGCUCAGCUGCUGUGGGGCUGUUCCCCCCAGCACCUCGCCGAUUCUCACCACGAGGUCUCCUCACUUCUGCCCUGCCUACGCCCUGGAUAACCUGGCUUUUACUGGAGAUGAGAACUACACUGCUUAUCCUACAGAGAAUUCCGGGAAUCAGAGGUUAGAAGACAGCUCUGAUGAACCAGAAGACUAUGCCCGUAAUAACUUGUCACCUCCACGUUAUGAGGAAAUAUACCCUCUGUCUUCAUAAAAUCAUCAUGGGCAAGAGACAACAAUCCUAAGAGAUGCCAGCAAGAAUCCCAAAAAAUCUUUUCUUUAAACACUUGUGUGAUAAGACAGUGUGAGCAAGAUCUUGGUAUUUAUAUACAGUUCAGUAUCACUGAAGAUACUUAACUGAUCCCUUUCUUUCUCUCUGUCAAAAUUUGUUAGCCCUUUGCAAUGCAGCUUAAUAGCAGAGCUAUUAAUUAUUUAACAGGAAAACUAUUAAUAGCAAAGCUAUUAAACUCAAGGAUCUAAAUCCAUAUUAGGAUUCCCCAACAAGAAGCUUGGUUUACAGGCUUGCUGAAACCAGUGUGAACUGUGAAUGCACAAGAUGUUUGUGGAAGAUCAUGAUUGCUCCUGGACAUUCAGCAUCUUUAGAAAAUACUUGAUUUCUUCUUGAUGUAUUUUCAUUCAUUUUCAUUUUGAUUUCAUUGAUUGCUUGAGAAACUUCAAAAGUGCUCAAGUGUCUGAUCCAUGAAAGUGUAUUUUAUGCCUUAAUUUUGUCUAAUUCUUUAGAAGAGCUUACUCAUUAGUAAGUCCAGUCUACAGAUUAGAUUUCCCCAGCUUGCUUUUCCUGGACAGGCAAGUCCAGUAGGAAUAUUUUGGAGCAUCCUGCUUGAACCACAGCAUCUCAGAACAGAGAAAACAAAUAAUGACUUCUGUGACUUUUACAUAGAUCUCUAAGACAUCCUACAUGCAUCAAAUUCAGUUCCCUUCCCCACCUGGUGGGAGGCAAAGCACAGUCUCUGACUAGGAGUCCUAAUAAUUAUGAGGUUAAUGUCACUAAAGAAAAAGGCAUUUUUCUGAAGCCUCGACAGAGAUGUGUGAUCCUACCACUGUGAAGGACUUCAGUGAUCACAGCUGCUGCACCCCUACUCUGUAGGAGGGCAGUGGUGAAACACCUCUGCGGUCCCUGCCUAUUUGAAUGUGGGUCUGAAUGUGGGUCUUAGGCACACAACCCAGGCUGCAGUUGCCCCCAGUAUGUAGACACUUGGGCUGUAGUAAACUUUCCUGCUCAAGUUCAGCUUGUUUCCAUGCAUUGAAUCCACAACAAUUUGAGAUUAGCUCAUUUGAUUAGAGAAUGGCGUUGCUGAACACUAAGACUGGGUUUGAUCCCUCUAUGCGCCAUUCAGUUUGGGUUUGGACUUGAUGAUCCUUGUGAGUCCCUUCCAAUUAACAAUAUUCUGUUACUCUGUGAGAUGUAUUUUCAGCUGUGUUUAACAAAAGAUGAAGUGUAUUAGCUCAGAAAUUUUGCAAUCCAGAAGGAAGAUACAAACAGCCUUUGCUCAGGAGCUUUUUCAACCUCAGAGCUAUGGCAAUGCUGUGAGUCUCUACAUCUUUAUUUUGUUUUUCCACGUAUGUUUCAGGUUCUGCUUUUGAAUGUGCCUAGAAGUGUGCCAGAGCUGGACAAGCCAGUAUUUUUCUAUGAUGAUCCCAUUAGGUUUGCUUAUCUCCUUCAGAGGGUUCAAAGCAAAAGCUGAUCUCAGCUCUCACCACACAAAACGCCCUGGAGAGCAAUGGUCACUGUCCAUAGUAACCAAGCGGUGCACUGCUGGUGUGCCUGUGGGUCAGUCUCCUGGCCUGGCACAGCAGGUGUCCAAUAUGGAAUGCAUACUUUCUCUUGCUCAACUUUCUCUUUUCUGCUGUUGAUGCAGCUGUCUCAGCUCUUGUCAGAUUUCAUCCACCUGUGAUUGGUCUCAUUCCUAGGGACUGGAGAAGCAUGGCAUCUGAGCACAGCCAGUUGCAGGCCAACCUGAUGUACCUGGCAGCUGGAAGUCUUGGAGUUUCUAUGCAGCUCCUCUAGCAAACAGGAGAGAUAGCUCUGGAAGGAGAUGGGCAGAACAUUGCCCAGCUGCAUGGACCUGCAGG
This is a messenger RNA of Ficedula albicollis (Collared flycatcher), 3090 nucleotides long. RefSeq names its product transmembrane protein 174 (gene TMEM174). The transcript has 2 exons. NCBI's taxonomy places the organism in Eukaryota, Metazoa, Chordata, Aves, Passeriformes, Muscicapidae. The record is from RefSeq and is a predicted model, not a curated record. Bases 488 to 1210 code for a protein of 240 amino acids.